GCCCCGCCCCAACCGUUCCAAGGUUCCACCGCUCUGUGACAUCACCGCGGCCCGGUGGCACCGGAGGUGACAGCUCUGCCCCGGCUCUGCCACCUGCGCUGGCACCGAUGGCUUUGCUGGCGCUGCUCGUCCUGCUGGCCCUGGCCGGGCCCGUCUGGGCCACCUGGGACACCUGCAGAGGCACCUGCGGGCUCCGGCCCAUGGCCUUUGACCACAGCUCCGUGGCUGCCGAAUACUCCCAGGACAGCGACUACGAGCCCUUGGAUUCUUCCGAUGGCGCCUCCUUGGACAAGGGUGGCGCCGGGGUCCACCCGGGGGCCUGGCCCGGCGUCAUCAGCGUCCAGGCCACCCUGGAGAACGGCACGUGGCACAUGUGCUCGGGGGCACUCAUCCACCCCCAGUGGGUGCUCACGGUGGCCCAGUGCUUCACCAGGGCCGGGGACAUCUCCAGGUGGGAAGUGGUGAUCGGGGCCACGGAUCUGAGCCAGCCGGGCCCCGAGGCCGAGCUGCGCCACAUCCAGACCCUCCUGGUGCACCAAUAUUACGACCCCGCCACGGCCAGGAACAACAUCGCGCUGCUGGAGCUGGACCAGCCCGUGGAGUGCAGCGACUACAUCCAGCUGGGCUGCGUGCCCGACAGCUCCCUGGCCGUGCCCGAGCUGAAGACCUGCUACAUGGCGGGCUGGAGAGCCACCCCGGACAGCGCCCCCGGCCCGCGCCUGGUGCUGCAGGAGGCCAAGGUGCGGCUCAUCGACGUCCAGCUGUGCAACAGCAGCCGCUGGUACGGGGGGGCCGUGCACCCCCAGGACCUGUGCGCGGGGUACCCGCGGGGCGGCAUCGACACCUGCCAGGGGGACAGCGGGGGUCCCCUGGUCUGCAAGGACAACGCCGGUGACUACUUCUGGCUGGUGGGACUGGCCAGCUGGGGCAAGGGCUGCGCCGGGGCCAAGCGGCCCGGGGUGUUCACCUCCACCCAGCACUUCCACACCUGGAUCCAGGUGCAGCUGGGGCUGCUCCCACCAGAAGCUGACGCUCCUGCACCCGAGCCCUUCCCGAGCCCAGAGGAAGAGCCCGAGGCGGACUCGGGCCGUGAGGUGAAUCCCAACCCCGACGACUCGGAGGAUUACACGGGGGUUUCAUUCCAACAGCAGAUCCUGGGGAAAUUCCUGAACCUGCUGCUGGAGCUCCUGCAUUUCCUGAAGGGAGACAAAGCCUGAGCAGCGGGAUGAGCUGAUCCAGUUGUGGCCACCUUUCCUUGCCGGGGCCGUGGCUGCGGGGCCAGGCCAGCGCCGGUGCCCGGGGCUGCUGUGCCCUGCCCACGCUCAGCCCUGCGCCCGCCCCGGCGCUGAAUCCAGCCUGUGCUUGAAUUAGAGUUGUUCCACUUCCCA
Messenger RNA from Vidua chalybeata, 1388 nucleotides. RefSeq names its product acrosin-like. Gene Ontology annotation, molecular function: serine-type endopeptidase activity. Gene Ontology annotation, biological process: proteolysis; acrosome reaction. Bases 108 to 1217 code for a protein of 369 amino acids. The record is from RefSeq and is a predicted model, not a curated record. NCBI's taxonomy places the organism in Eukaryota, Metazoa, Chordata, Aves, Passeriformes, Viduidae. The transcript has 5 exons.